CUGGUUCAGCACCGCAAUCUCUACAAAUACUUUUAGGACAACAAGACGGUGGCGUGUUUUUCGAUCGUGAAUUUAGUAGCAACAUAACACAACAACAACCACCACCAUCACAAAAUCAGUGGGAUACACCGGAUAUUGGACGUAAGUCGCCGCAGUCGUCAUCACAACAUUGUUGGCCAACAUUAAUGCCACAACAGCAUUCAUCGAUUGCUCAAUAUCACGACGACGAAAGAAAUUAUCCUAAGCCUCUACCGCAUUUAGAUUUUACUUCACAGACACAACAAUAUCCCUAUCCUCAGCAGCUACCAUACAAUCAUCCAAAUAACGAGACUUUACCUCACAUUAAUCGUAGUAUAUCUUAUCCACCUGAUAGUAACUUUACGCCUACAACUCCGGAUGAUGGUACUAUGAAUAAUUUUCCAUUAUUACCUAAUGGACUAACUCAACAACAACAAACCGAUUUAUAUUUACAAGCAUAUUUUUCGGCACAACAAGUAUUGAAAGGGCGGCAACCACAGCCACAACAACAAAUGGAUAUUAUAGGUCAACUAGAAAGACUGCACCUAACACCUCAAUCACCACACCAACAAUCGUUAGAUCCAUCUGUUUAUGGUCAAACACAAUCUCCAUUUGAUCCUCGUACACAAUCACCGUCACAAUCUACAAUGUUUCGUUCUCCACUACCAUCGCUUCCAACAUUUGCCGCUACUCCACAGCGUUAUCAAUUUCCAUCACAAAUGGUUGGUUCACGUUUCGAUCAAGCAAACUAUCGUACAACAAAAAGUGGAAAACAGCACAUUGGUCCCGAUGGUUCAAAUUUGUUUAUAUGUCAUUUGCCACAAGAUUACACUGAUAUACAAUUGAAUCAAAUGUUUUCACAAUUUGGUCAUGUAUUAUCAGCUAAAGUGUUUGUUGAUAAAAAGACGAAUCAGUCAAAAUGUUUUGGUUUUGUCAGCUAUGAUAAUCCAAAUUCAGCAUUUACUGCUAUUACACGAAUGGAUGGCUACAGUAUUGGUUCAAAACGUUUAAAAGUCGAAUUAAAAAAGGCAAGAAGAAAUUCAUAA
Molecule: messenger RNA, 1064 nt
Organism: Didymodactylos carnosus
Lineage: Eukaryota; Metazoa; Rotifera; Eurotatoria; Philodinida; Philodinidae
Source: the annotation of a GenBank genome assembly